Messenger RNA from Salarias fasciatus (jewelled blenny), 2045 nucleotides. It is a transcript of the gene gap43, whose product is annotated as growth associated protein 43. The coding region runs from base 71 to 799 and encodes 242 amino acids. NCBI's taxonomy places the organism in Eukaryota, Metazoa, Chordata, Actinopteri, Blenniiformes, Blenniidae. Gene Ontology annotation, molecular function: protein binding. The transcript is spliced from 4 exons. The record is from RefSeq and is a predicted model, not a curated record. Gene Ontology annotation, biological process: regulation of growth.
AUGAAAGGAUGGAAAGUGAAAGGGAAGAAAGAAGCAGAGAAGAAAAAGGGAGGAUACUACAACUACAACUAUGCUGUGCUGCAUAAGAAGAACCAAACCGGUGGAGAAAAAUGAGGAGGCGGACCAGAAGAUUGAGCAGGAUGGCACCACCAACAAACCCGAGGACAAGGCCCACAAGGCGGCUACCAAAAUACAGGCCAGCUUCCGUGGACACAUAACUCGGAAAAAGAUGAAAGAUGGAGAGGAAGAGAAGGAAGGUGACAGUCCUGCAGCUGCAGAGGAGGCGAAAGAGGGAGGAGAGGAGGUAAAGAAGGCAGAGGGAGAGGAGGCACCUGCUCAGCAGGAGGAAGGUGCAGGCGAGGAGGCCAAGAAAGAGGAGGAGACGAGCCAAGCCAAAAGCCCCGUGGCAGACAAGCCCGCUAACUCUCCAGCGGCUGCAGCAACGUCUCCUGUAGCGGCGGCCCCGGCCGCUGCCUCUCCCACGGCCGCCGCCGCUCCCUCUGAACCCCAGAAAGAGGAGCCAAAGGUGGAGGAGAAAGCCGAGGAGAAGCCCAAAGAAGUGGAGGCUCCGGCGGCGGCGGCCAAGAGUCCCACCACGGCCACGGCCGAGGAGAAGAAGGAGGAGGAGAAGAGUGAGGAGAAGAAGGAGGAGGCCAGACAAGCCGAUGUGCCUGCUGUCAGUCCGACAGCUGAGAAGGAGGAGCCCAACCAAACAAAAGAUGCUGCAGAAGAGUCUAAAGCGGAGGAGGCCGCCCCAGCUGACGCGGCGGCAGAGACCACCGAGUCCAAGGAUGACUAAGGCGAAAUCCUCUGGCCCUAACGAAAGCAGAAUCAAGAGUACGAAGAAUACCACGAAAACAAAAAUCUAAAAAGGUUGCUCUCUGCCUUCCCAAUGUGAGGGCAGUCCGUUUCUAUUUGUUUGUCAUUUUUUGUGUGGCAAUGAUUUUCUCAUGUUGGGGGGAGUUUCCAGCGUGAAGUUUUUUGGCUCAAGCUAAUACAACUAGGACCAGAUGAUGAUGAUGAUGAUGAUGAUGAUGAUGAUGAUGUUGACGAUGACAAUGAUGAUGGUGAUUAUAACACAAAUGAUUGUUAUCUUACGGAUGAAGAUAGUGGUGGUGGUGGUGGUGGUGGUGGUGAAGAUGAAGAGGUGGAAAAUUUCUUUAGGUACAUCUUCACUUGUAAGUGAAACAGUGGUAGAAGUGAAGCCCCCCAACUGGACAUUCACACAUUUAAUGCAUUGCCAAUGCACUGUAUUGUAUUUGCAUUGUAAUGCACUUUCGUUCAACACUUUUUGCAAAAAAUAGAAAAAUAAAAAAACCCCGUUCUGCAGACGCACGCACAAAAAACUUGCAGGUUUUAAAAUGCAACUCCAGUUUUCAGCACCUUACAAGUGCGUUGAGAACACAACAAACAGAUAAUACGCUGACACAUUGGAUGGAUACCAGAAUGUAUAAUUAAAUGUGCGACUUGUCCAGUUGGGUAGCUUUAUCCUAGAUUUAAAAACUACACACAGGAUGAGACUAUUACUCUCUGUACUCUGCUUGAGUCAUUCAAGCUCGGUUUACACCCCUUUUUACAAACUCUGUUUCCUCACAUUCACAGUAAAGGACCUGUUGCCAUUUCAAUGACAUGUUCAUAUAAUAAAUUAUAGAAAUCAACUAUAGUAUUGAUGUAACUGGCUCUUACAUAUAACAAUUUGUGUUCUGCCAACCAAACGUGAGAACAGUAGCAUGAACCAUCGAACCAGAUGCAUGAUGGGAACUCUCCCUCUGAGAGGAACUUUUUCCGCAGUCACAAAAACUUAAGAGGUGUGGCGGCUUCUUUUUGAUGUCUUUGGUGUUGUUAUGACAGUUUAUAUGAAUUGGAAAAAUACUCUUCUUGCACUGAUGUUACCAAUUAUAAAAAAAAAAGUUAAAAAAGCAAAAAUCAAACGAGCAAAUGAAGAAAAAAAACAAAAAAAACAAUAAAAACUUUUCCUAUGUUCCAGUGAGUGCAAUGUCCAGUUUCAACCUUAUCAAGGAGUUCAAACUUGUGAGAAAAAAAAA